Molecule: messenger RNA, 1410 nt
Organism: Sinocyclocheilus anshuiensis
Lineage: Eukaryota; Metazoa; Chordata; Actinopteri; Cypriniformes; Cyprinidae
Product: RNA-binding Raly-like protein
Exons: 7
Coding region: 128-679 (183 amino acids)
Source: RefSeq, a predicted model, not a curated record
AUUUCGAGGGAAGCUACAGCAGAUGAGCAGGAUGUUCAGAAUGUAAGACUGUAAUGACCCUGUUGAGAAGUCAGCGUCGCAGUCUUCAGUCGUGCACUUGUGCUGUCUCUCUUAUUUAGACGAAAGCAUGACGGGAGUUUUGCGACCCUCCAAACAGAGAUCCGGUAUGAAGCGACCUCGAAAUGAGCCUUACAGGGUUUUCGACAAUCAACAUGUUCCGACCAUCCCAUGUGACUUUGCAUCUUUUCGACGGAUGUGUUCAUCGCCCUCUUCGUCUUCCGCAGCCCUGCGGCAAAGCAGAGAAAAACCUCAGAGCAGACACAAGUCCAGGAGCAGAGGAAUCCAGCUGAGAAUGGAGGAGCUGAUGUGCAUUAAGAAAGAACUGACAGUGAUUAAAUCACAGAUAGACGAGCUGCUGGACAGUCUGGAGCGGAUGGACCCUCAAAGCCAAGAGCUGGCCGGUAAAACGCUCCUUCUUUCAUCAUCAGAUGCACCUUGCAAAGGAGACGGUGUGGCGUUCUCUCCGCUCCAUGGCUCUGUGAGCAGUGCGGAUGAUUCGUCUGGUAACUCUCCUCCCCUGAGGACAGACAGAGACACACAGAGCCCACAGACAGCAGACAGCAAUGAUGAAAACAGACAGCAUGUUAAUUACUAUGAAUCAGAUAUGCUCUACAUGUAAAGACAGGUUUCAGAUUCCAAAUUCAGAUACCAAGUUUUGGGUAAAAGUCACAGGAUCUCUAACGAUGAUCUAAAGAAAGCGAUCAGGAAAUAUAUUUGGAUCAGUUCCAGAUAUCCAGAUCUGUUGAAACUGUCAUCAUGUAAAGUGAACAUGAAUCCGGUUUGAAUCCAGUUGUGGAGCAGCUGUUUAAACAGACCAGAAAAUACUGAAAUAUGUGUCGUCAAAAGCUGCUGCUGAUUUUAUGAAUUAUAUGAACACAAGCUGUUUUUUCCAUGAUUUCAGUCAGUAAAACACUGAUACGACUCGAGAUCAGGAUAAAAUUAAAGCACACACACACACACACACACUUGUUAUUGCAAAUAUCCUACAUAAAUUAUAUUAUGGUUCUACACAACAGCUCAACUGAUAUGGGUUAUUAAAUGGCUGAUGCUAAUAAUGAUAUCUAUAUCAACUGAUAGAAAAAAAUGUUCAAUUAUGUAUAUUUAUGAGCCAAACAUGAGAUUUAAGAUGUGCAUAACCACUUAUUUUAACCCAAAUGUCAUUCAAAUUCACAAAAUGUGUAAUAAUUGCUACAAUUUUGGAAUUGGCACAAUGACUAUCAUCUACCUCUGUUGUUGGUGUUUGGUCAGUGCAAGUGAUAUUUCCCCAUUAAUCUCUCGCUCUGGCCAGUUUAGUUUUAUGACUAGAUUUACUGUAUGAUAAGGAUAUGUCUUUUUCUUCAUGUGAAAAUG